Messenger RNA from Ananas comosus (pineapple), 1246 nucleotides. RefSeq lists its product as uncharacterized. Gene Ontology annotation, biological process: DNA repair; DNA damage checkpoint signaling. Lineage: Eukaryota; Viridiplantae; Streptophyta; Magnoliopsida; Poales; Bromeliaceae. The transcript has 7 exons. Gene Ontology annotation, cellular component: checkpoint clamp complex. The record is from RefSeq and is a predicted model, not a curated record. The coding region runs from base 62 to 985 and encodes 307 amino acids.
AAUUGGCGCGGGAGGAGCGACAGACCCAGCCGAAGGGGCGGGAUAAGAGGAGCAAAAGUGAAUGAGCUCGGCGACGGAAGACGCUGGCGGCGACGAAGCCCCGGAUCUCAGGUGCCAGCUGGACUGCGUCCAGGGCAUGGUCGACGCCCUCUCCUCCGUUCGCUGGAAGCGUCACCAGGAUGCAGUCCUGGAGCUCUCCGAGCACGGCAUUGUCCUCAUUGUCGAGGAGACUGGAUGCCUCCAGGCCAAGGUCUACCUGAAGCGCGAGCUAUUCCUCGUGUAUGAGUACGCUGCAGAGGGGCGGCCGAGGCUCGGCCUGAGCUUGGGCCUUUUUGUCGACUCCCUUAACACCUUCUCGGUUCCUGGGCACAACUCCAUUAUUGAAAUUCUGUAUCCUGGUCCUGAUAUGCAGCUUCUUCUUAAGUCAGUUGGCUCGCUGGAUGCUUGUUUUUAUGCGGAGAUCAGGACAAGAAUCCCAGACACAAUAUCCGGGGACUACAAUUUUCAACAUGCAGGAAAUACUCCUGUCAGCUUUACUGUUAAGUCUGCCGUGCUGAAGGAGGCAAUCGAUGAUCUCGAGUGGCCUGGUUCCAGCAUUCAGAUACUUCUACAACCUGACCCACCUUCAGUCACAUUUAGAGGUGAAGGUCAUGGUGACUUGCAGAUUGAGUUCUUCUACUAUGCAAAUAUCGAUCUUCUGAUUGCAUUUCAGUGUGAUCGUCGCAUAUCAUACAGAUACAAGUACAAAUUUCUUCAUGCGACAACUUCGAACAUCACAACUAGCGUGUUGAAAGAAAAUAGAGGAAGCAAGGUGUCGAUCGGGAGAGGAGGGAUGCUAAAAAUCCAGCACCUUGUUUCGGUUGCAAGAUCAGGAAUGCAACAUGCGUAUAGUGAUGCCGGAGGACUACAUCAGCCUAGUCGGAUUGCUUAUAUCGAGUUCUUUGUGAAGCCGGAGGAGGAUGAGAGCCCUAUAAAUGACUCUUAGGCCUCUGUUGAGUUAAAUUACGACCAGAAAUUAUCUAGAAUUGUCUUAUUCAUUCUUGGCUCCGGUUGAUGUACAAAAGGGUUGGUCAAAAAUUGCAAAUUUGAGGGCAUAUUUGGUGAGGGUAUUUUAAUUUUAUUUUAUUUAAAUGCUGUCAGUUGUUAACGGUGAAAAAACAAGAAUUGAGAACGUCGGUAUUUAGUAUUUAUUUUUAUACAUUUUUCUGGCAAGGAAAUUGGGAACAAAAAUUACGAGUGGAUUUCA